Annulohypoxylon maeteangense is the source of this 2455-nucleotide messenger RNA. Its product is annotated as putative carboxylesterase. NCBI's taxonomy places the organism in Eukaryota, Fungi, Ascomycota, Sordariomycetes, Xylariales, Hypoxylaceae. The transcript is spliced from 5 exons. The record is from RefSeq and is a predicted model, not a curated record. The coding region runs from base 336 to 2120 and encodes 594 amino acids.
UUUUUUUUCUUUUCUCCUAGGCCAAGAAAAUGGCCCGCGAGGGGGAAGGAGCAGGAAGUAGAGGGAACUCCGAAAAGGAGGGGGGAAAUGAGAAAGAAAAAAAAGGGAAGCAAACAAUGUUUCGAGAAAAGAGAAAUCCGAAUCUAUCCCGAUGCGAAUUCCGAUGCGACCAUCUGACAAAGCCCUAAGGUCAGCUCCCAACUCGGAACGUGAGCUGCGCGAGUGAGAGUGAGCCAGUGAGCCAGUACACCGGUGAGCGCCAUCUCAUCUCGCCAGUAAGCCAAUAAUUCCAUCCUGAUCCUAUCCCGAGUGAGUGGCGUCGUGCAUCGUCAAUAAUGAAACCCGGACGUAACAUUUAUUCGUGGAUUCUUGCCGCUACCCUUCAACUUGGUCAUGUCAUAGCGGCAACUACUGUAGAUCUGGGGUACGCGACGUAUGAGGGAUAUUAUAACGAUACGUACGACCUCAAUAUCUGGAAGAGUCUUCGAUAUGCAGCACCUCCUGUUGGAAAACUACGAUGGCAAGCACCUCAACCUCCCCUUCGGGACGACGGUGGAGUGAUCCCAGCCGUCGAUCAGCCACCUAUAUGCCCGCAGUCGGGCGCCUUCGGUGUUCCUGAAGCCUACGGCUUUAACUCUGGUCCUGGCGACGAAGACUGUCUCUAUCUCAAUGUAUACGCAGCUCCUAAUGCAACCAGCCUACCAGUCUUGGUCUGGAUACAUGGCGGCGGGUAUUCCGUCUUUGGGGCUGCAUAUGACCCGAGUAUCUGGAUGAAUACCAAUAAUAAUGGUUUCAUUGUCGUCGAAAUCCAGUACCGACUGGGCGCAUUUGGGUAUCUCGCAUCCGACGACGUCAAGGCGGGUGGCCGGCUCAACGCUGGCCUGUUAGACCAGCGAUUCGCUCUCGAAUGGGUUCAAGAACACAUUUCCAAAUUUGGUGGUGACCCAACCCGCGUCACUAUUGGUGGCGAGUCUUCGGGAGCUGGUUCGAUUAUUUAUCAUGCUUUGGCCUAUGGAGGCAAGGAGUCGAAUCUCUUCAAUAAUAUCAUCGCAGCCAGCCCAUAUCUCCCACCGGUGCACAGGUACAACGACACGGUUCCAACCGCUCAUUAUGACAAAUUCGUCGAGUUGGUCGGUUGUGAUCAAGACUCAUAUAAGCUGAGUAAUUAUUCAAACACUUUCGAAUGCCUUGUCGCAGCAGAGAGCGCUGUGUUACAGAAUGCCAGUGGCACUGUUUCGACAACUCAAGGCUACUUUGGCAGCUUCGCCUUCUUACCUGUAAUCGAUUAUGAUUAUAUUCGAGAACGCCCGUCAGCGCAGUUCUUAAGUGGAAACUUGACUGGAAAACGGCUUCUUGUUGGUAAUAAUGCUAAUGAUGGCGUGCCCCUGACCGACCCGGAAGUUGACACGAGAACGAAGUUCGACGACUUCGUUUCGACCGUCUUCCCACUAUUGACUACAGAAGAUAUUGAGCUACUUAACAAUGUGUAUCAAAUUGCAUCUUUACCGAUUGGUAGUGGUAUCCCGUACGACACACUCGGCUUCACUGGGCCAACUGCGCUGUAUCAAUCUGGAAUAGCUACGGGCAUACAACAGGCCGCCUUCAACUUGGCUGCUGAGAAUACCUUCGCCUGCCCAGCCCAGUGGUUUGCUGAGGCGUUCACUACAAGAUCUCGACAAGCCUGGAAGUAUCAAUACUCGGUUACUCCCUCGUAUCAUGGCGCCGAUCUCAAUGCUUACUUCUCUGUCGACGUCACAUUUCCCAACGUGGAUUUUAGACAUGCGAUGCAAAAGAUUUGGGGAAACUUCAUCAUCAAUAACAGCCCCAUCAUCUCAAUUUCUGAUGCAACUGCCAACUACGAAAAUGCGACGGUUCCGAUCGGCACGUAUGGUAAUAUCGAGUGGCCUGAGUUCACGCUUAAGAAGCCGGUGCAGAUGAACCUGAAUACCACGGGAGGCAACUUAUCUACCGUUACGGUACCCCCUUACUUAAGUUAUUAUGUAAGAGAGGGUUUUGGUAUCGUAAAUACUUUCAACCUCUCCGAUGCCUUCACAUGGGAAGGGGGUCGCGGCGAGCGUUGCGAGUUUUGGCGCAUUGUCUCGAAGAGAGUACCUCAGUAAAGAUCGGCAUUGUAAUAUUGGUUUAAACUCGUAUAUAUCUUGUCACAUAUCAUUGUUAGCCUGGAAUAAAUCAGGUUAACUAUCAUACAUAGUAUUUAAUCGUAUUAAGUACCUACUUUCUAAAUUUGCUAGAUAGGUAAUUACCUGGCAGCUACCUACGUAAGGGUAAUUUGAGGCAACCAACUUGUUUGGAAGGAGGCAAAGUACCUGCGAAAGGGAACGAUGGUGCCCAGUGAUUGCCUACGUAUUGGGGUAGCACGGGUUUGUAGGCUCUUUUAUUGGCUAGCGACAGCGUAUCGCCUUGGAUAUUAAAUGUUUAAAGUCUUAGUUUACCA